This is a messenger RNA of Pyricularia pennisetigena, 831 nucleotides long. RefSeq lists its product as uncharacterized. Bases 1 to 831 code for a protein of 276 amino acids. The transcript has 3 exons. Lineage: Eukaryota; Fungi; Ascomycota; Sordariomycetes; Magnaporthales; Pyriculariaceae. The record is from RefSeq and is a predicted model, not a curated record.
AUGGAAGACCAGGGAAUGGCAAAGAAGUUCAAUACGGAUUUGACCGACUACUCCGUCAGGCACUCUGAGAAAACGGUCCCGGGCAUCUUCAUGCUCAAGACGCUCCGUGACCGAGGCUACAAGGUCGUCGUCUUCGAGGUGGGUAACGACCUAGGCGGCACUUGGCGCUGGAACUGCUACCCCGGAGCCGGGGUCGACUUGGAGGUUCCCGAGUACGAGUUCUCGUGGCCAGAGGUCUGGAAGACCUGGAGCUGGAGUAGCAACUACCCAACUUACAAGGACCUCCGGGCGUACUUUGACCAUGUGGACAAGGUCCUCGGCGUCAAAAAGGACUGCUCGUUCAACACGGUCGUCGCCGCCCGCCGCUACACCCCCGACUGGCCGGGCAUGGACGAGUUACAAGGCGAGCUGCACCACUCGUCCUUCUGGCCCGAGCAGCCGGUAGCCGUGGAGAGCGAGCGGUGCGCCGUGAUCGGCACCGGCGCCUCGGGCGUGCAGAUCGUGCAGGCCUGGGGCCCGACGCUGCUCAGCAACGGACCGUCGACGGUCGAGGUGCAGGGCCGCUGGAUCGCCGACAUGAUGGACAAGAUGUCGAGGGGCGGCAUCAGGUACGUGAACCCAAAGCCCGAGGCCGCAGACGCCUACAAGAAGAAGAUCGUCGAGCUCAACGACCGCGCCCUCUUCCCGACCACGCGGUCUACGUACAUGGGCGGAAGCAUCCCCGGCAAGAUCUACGAGCCUGUCUGCUGGGCGGGUGGGAUCCCGGCGUAUAAGCGGGAGAUUCGGGAGGCUUUGGAUCGGAUGGAUGGGUUUGAGAUGGUCAAGGGCUGA